Molecule: messenger RNA, 2251 nt
Organism: Vicia villosa (hairy vetch)
Lineage: Eukaryota; Viridiplantae; Streptophyta; Magnoliopsida; Fabales; Fabaceae
Exons: 8
Coding region: 562-1830 (422 amino acids)
Molecular function (GO): zinc ion binding
Source: RefSeq, a predicted model, not a curated record
UCAUUCUCUUUCCUUUCUAUUCUUUUUCUUCUCCAACUUUUUCCCUUUUCACUCCCAAAAUUUCCAGACAAUGCAAGACCAACAACCAUUACCCACUCAUGAACCUCCCAUGAUUUCCCACCAGGUUCUCCUCUCACAAUUCACUUCUUAAACACUAUAAAGUUCUUUGCUUUUCAUUUCUGUGAGUUUGUUGUAGUAAUUGGUACUAUCUGAUUUUCAGUUUUUUUUUUUUUUUUAUGUUUGAUCUAAUUUAUAUAAAGGGUUUUCCAGUUUUAGCUUAUUAUUAAGUGUCUAGUGACUAAAGAAGCUUUUUUUUUCUUCUGAAUUUUGAUUCUGUUUCUAUAUUUAGAAUGUUGGUGUUUCAAUUGUAAGGUGUGAGGCUUAGAUUGAAUUCAAAUACCCGUGAUUUUUUGGAUUUCAAUGCUUGAAAUUCUAACUUAGUUAAGAGUGUUUUAAGGUAAUGCAUGUGCUGGAAAUUAUAACAUUGUUUUGUAGAUCUGUUGGCAGUGGCAGUGAAAGUUUCAACUAUAGUUUUAGCUUAGGAAAAGAGGGGUAAAAGCCAUGCAUGGGGUUGUUUUAUUAUGCAGGGAGAAUUUUAACCAGGAAUUUGUGACUGAGACCGGGCUAAACAAAGAAGUUGCGGAUAGUGGAGCCGGCGGGAAGCGUCCUGAUAUUUCACUUCAAGUUCCGCCUAGACCUUUAGGGUUUGGUAGCGGUAGCACGCGUGGGCGGGUUCUGGACCAUUCUCAAAGUUUCUCUAAAGUGAUAUCAUCACCGAAAGACUUUUUGCGUGCUUUGAGCUUUAAAAGAAAAGAAAAUGUAGUAGAUGGUGAAUCAAGCAGCCUCCUUAAUUCAGACCCUAAGCCAGCUGCAGACAGUACUAGGAUGGCCUCCAUAUCGGAAGUUUCAUGGUCAAGAUGUACUUCUCUUCCAGUUUCACAUGCACCUAAUCUGUCCCCUUUAGUUGCUACUCCUGUGUCCGCGAGGACAUAUAAUGAACAACAGAUUAAGCCACGUAAAGAUGUUAAAUCUAAGGUUUCAAGGUCCCUUUCAAUUCCUGCACGAAAUGUUGUUAUCGUAAGAUCCGUCUCUUUUGUUACCCGCAAUGAACAAGAACAACAAGAUACAAAUGACGAUCAAAUAACUCCUGCGCCGGUAGAAGUUACUGCCGAUGAAGAAAUUCCUGAAGAGGAAGCGGUGUGCAGAAUAUGUCUUGACGCGUGUGAUGAAAGAAAUACCUUUAAAAUGGAAUGCCGUUGCAAAGGUGGUCUAGAUUUGGUGCAUGAAGAAUGUUUAAUCAAAUGGUUCAACACAAAAGGAAACAAGAAAUGUGAUAUAUGCUUGGAAGAGGUUCAGAAUUUACCGGUAACCUUGCUCCGCAUACCCAGCUCCGUUCAACAAAGAAACAGACAGUUGCAGGAUCACCAAACCUUAAAUUCAGAGACACUAAGUGCUUGGCAAGACUUUGUGGUGCUUGUCCUGAUAAGCACAAUAUGCUAUUUUUUCUUCCUUGAACAACUACUGCUUCCUGAUUUGAAGACUCAAGCUCUCAUUUUAUCGGCACCGUUUUCCUUUACUUUGGGCCUCUUAGCAUCUGUUUUUGCAAUCGUCCUUGCGAUCAAAGAGUAUAUAUGGACAUACGCCGCUCUUGAGUUUGCACUUGUGGCUUUAACUGUGCAUCUGUUCUAUACUUAUUUCCAUUUGGCGGCCAUUUAUUCAAUACUACUUUCAUCGAUUUUGGGUUUUGGAGUUGCUAUGGGAAUCAACUAUUUGUACAUCCAGUAUGUGACAUGGAGAUUUCAGAUCUCAACUAAUGAUAAUCCAGUAUGAAUCUCCUCGGAAAGAAAACAUCUUUGCGGAUUAUCUUUGUACCUACUAUCAUAGUGUCUAGUACGAACUUUGAGUCUGUUGAUCAUAUCUGGUUUUAGACUCGUGCAAUGCACAGUGACGUUCGACUGUUAUGAGCUUAGUGCAUAACAUCAAGUGUCAAAAUGAAUGUAAAGAUAGAGUAAUUGUGCUUAAAUAGCACCGAAACAGAAUCGACAAGUUGUCGACAAGAAAAGUUAGAGCAAGUGGAUGAACUAAACCAUUCCCUGAUUUGUAUAUGCAGGAAAUCAAGAGAAACAGAUUCUUGAAGAUACUUUAUUGGCUUUUUCAGUUUCAAAUGGAAGCAAGGAGAUGUUACUUUUGCAAAAUAAAAUUGGUUUAAGCAUAAGUUUUCAAACUUUAUUCCAAAUUGGCUUUUUCAGUA